GCUCUAUAAGAGUAUGGAACUUGGAAGCUAGCAUAAAGACUGGUUCACAGUUGCACCAAGAUAUUAUCAGGGUUAUAUAUAGGAAUAGAGAAGUGGUAUAUGAUUUAUUAUCGAAGCUCAUCCAACAAUUCAAUAUUAUUGAUAACAAAAAUAAACAAAGCAGCAAGAAGAAAAAAUUAUCACCCAAGGGUUGCUUACAAGCUACAAGGAGCUCACUUAGCGAUGCUCCGAUGAGUUGGAACAAUUGCACUCCAAUAGGGGGGGGGGGGGGGGAGGUCAUGAUAGCAUUGUUUAAAAACUCAAUAGGUGGCCAAAGGUCAAAAUAUUCCUAUUGGACAUCGAGCUGAGAAAGGAAGAGGCGACAGUGGAAUGCCCUUUCUACAAUCUGGAGGAAACCCAGAAUCAUAUAUUGAGGGAAUGUCAGUGGGCAAUUCACAUUUGGAGAUCGUCCAUGUUCAGACCACUAUUAGAGCUAGAACCUAACCUAUCAUCUAGCAGUUGGCUAUGUGCAGUAAUGGAUCGAACGGAGGAUGAAAUGCUAGAGAAACUAAGCAUCAUUUUGUGGUCGAUCUGGAAUGAACGAAAUAAUCAGAUGUUCAAUAAGAAAAAAGCGAAGGAAUGGGAAAUCAUUCGUCGUGCCCUAGACUAUUGGGAAGAGUUUAAAUCGCACCAUACUUUGGAGAAGGAGGAAAGAUCGGAGUGGAAGAAUACCUGGAAAAAACCUCACGUAUCGAUAAUGAACCGGCCCAUACCAUGGCCCAUUUGGCAUGUAUCUGGGACCAAACAGAAUUCUGGACCAUAAGACCUCCUAUUGCUAUCCUUUCUUCUUUGGUGAAGGAUGACAUGAUUUAUGAAUAAAAUUACAGGUUUCUAUAAAAAAAAAAACUCAAUAGGUUUUUGCUUUACAUUGUCGAAGGGCCAAGUAGAAGUUACAUUAACCAGGUUGUAACAAAGGAGAAUAGGCAAAUGGAUCUUAUGACAUCAAUGUUUCAACCACAAAUUAAGGUUGCCACUAACACCAUUGAAAAUACAAUAUUGUGAAAAGAAAAAGAGAAUUCACGACUAUUUACUAUAAACAAACGGGCUAAAAGGACACCAAAACGGACCAUAAAUGGAAUAACCACACCCGGCCAACUGGCCGGGCAAAGUGCUAGUUAUAACAUUAUACACUUUGAACUAAAAUGUCACAUAUGGUGCGGAAACAGAUUAAUCAUAAACACGCCAAAGAUAUCCACGGUAAAUCUAAAAUGUAGCGUAGUAAAAAAGACAGUAAAGAGACAAAAUAAAAACAGAAAGUUUAUCCCUACGAAAAUUCAUCAAUCAUCAUUGCAUCUCCAUUCCUCCGAUUCUUCCAACCGCCGGCCAAAAAUUCCCUCCGUUGCCCCCAUUUCGCAUUCUGCAGCAAAGAAACCAUUAAUCUUUGAAUCAUUAUCGUCGUACAUUACAUUGUAAAUGGAGCUAUUCGAGAAAGCGAGGGUGAUCCGGCUCCGAAGCCACCACGACAAGUACCUACUCGCCGACGACGAUCAAGAAGGCGUGAGCCAGGAUCGUAACGGGAUGUCGAAGAACGCCCGAUGGACGGUGGAGAUUGUGGAAGGAUACCAGGCCAUACGGUUACAAAGCUGCUACAGCAAGUACCUGACCGCCUCCUCCACGCCGUUCCUCCUCGGGAUGACCGGGAAAAAAGUGAUUCAGACGACACCCCCGCGCCUUGACACCUCCGUCGAGUGGGAGCCCAUUAGAGAAGGCGUUCAAGUUCGCUUGAAAACCCGCCACGGCCAGUACCUUCGCGCCAACGGUGGCGUCCCUCCUUGGAGAAAUCAUGUCACCCACGACAUUCCUCAUAGAACCGCCACCCAGGAUUGGAUUCUGUGGGAUGUUGAUGUUAUGGAGCUAAGACCGCCGCCUCAGCAACAAUCUUCCGAUCAACGUCCGCCGCAGGGACCCGGUGGCCGGUCUUUCGAAGCCUCUCUCCAGCCUCCUCCUCCGUCGUUUGGACCCAAACCUUCCUUGUCAAGAAUGGAGUCUGAUGAUACGUUUGUGAUGCCAGCGAAAAAUGAAGGCAGGGUGAUCAAGUACGUAGUGGCAAAUGAGAAAGGACAAGUUGAUAAAGAUGAAGAAGGGAGUACCUUUUCUUUCAAGGGAACUGAGGUGGGGGAACUGAAGGAGAGGUUGGAGGAAGAGACAGGAAUGAGUGACAUCCUCGUAUGUUCUCAAAAUCCUUUGAAUGGGAUGCUCAAUCCUCUCACCUUGCAGUAUCUGCCACCAAAUAACGCAAGUAUGAAUGUUGUUGUAGUUCCCUCGGCUGGAAAAGGUGCAAAGAAUAUUACGCAACUGCCUUCAGAUUAGUAAUGGGCUGGCCAUCUCUUGCAUCGACUGAGGACUGUCUGUUGAGAGAAAACAACGCUUGCGCCGUAGCUCGUGGUUGAUGGAUGACCAGAGUGUAGAUGGAGCCAUGUAGUAGGAGUCCUUCAUCCAAUGGUUAACCUAAACACACAAGGUUUCUGUCUCAAUUGUUGAUAUUAAACUUCAUGUUAUGUGCAACUAUCUUCGGGCUGUCUGCGAACUUUGCUAACAUCACAAAUGAAGAAGUAUAUAUCAGAGGUUUCCAGCACUUCAGCAACUGUUACUUCCAAGCUAAGAAAUUCAAAGUAGUUUUCUCCAUUCUUCCUAGACUGACGUCUUCCCUUUUGCUGUUUCCUUGUAAGGUAGAGAGUAAAUGACUUAGCUUCUCACUUGCUAAUAAGUUUAAAGCAGUACUUCCUUUUAUACAUACCUUGUCUAUCCUCCCCUUGUAGAGUUUGUAACACGAAACACAUAUUUCCAGAAUGGCUGGUUACUAACAUGGUAGAAACGUAAGUUUUGAUCAAGUUCCUCUUGUUCCUUUCUUACCCAGCUUGUACUGUCGAUCUGUUUAAAAACCCAAGUUGUGGACAGGAAGAAAUACGCAUCUGUCAUGUAUCAUCUGGCUGCAAUGUCAUUAACACAUUAGUUUCAAAUAUUGAACAGGCAAGAGUGCAAGUUUGACCAAAUGAUAGAUUGAAGCCAUGUACUUCAAUGCAACAGUUUCAUACUUUCAUACUGCAACCUGGCGUUCUCUUGAUCGAUCUUAGCUUGCCACAGAACUCAGGUAGAUAUUCAAUAUAUAAAUCCAAGUCAGGCCUUUAUCUCCAUCUCCAUUUUCCUACUUCAGAAGCACUUUUGCAGCAAGUUCCACAAACUUCCCAUGCUUGUGGAGAUUGACAAUUGCUCUGAUAGAAGCAAUCGUGGGUUUUGACGUUUCUCUGUACUGUUUCAGUUGAUAUCUUCAUAGGGCAUAAAGCAAAACACCAGUAGUAUAUGCUCAUUCUAUUGCUCAAUUCCAUACUCAGUGAUCUUCCUGUUGCAAUCCAGUAUGAGUACAUGCCAUCAGAACUCCAAGUGAAAUAAUUGCACGAGGACCAAGUCCAUCUCCCCUCCUGCAUAUUCCUCCAGCAGUUAAUUGUUUUUCUCACAUAGCUACACAUCAUGGACCCACGAACCAUCACUGUCGCGAUAAAAACCAUUAGCUUUAGUCUUAAACUUGAAGAUCCCCGGGGCCAUAUGUAUGCAUCAAGCCGCAAGUGCAACAACCUGUUAUAUCAUAUCCACCAUCAACUAUUGCUCUUGAUUACUUGUAAAAAAAAACUAUUGCUGUUGACCUAAUGAAUCAACCUGCAGUUAUCCAGAAUUCACCCAUCCGGAUCAAGCCUCAAACCAGCAUGUCACUGAAACUCAAAGACGCCUUCUCAAUCAAACUUCAGUUUCUGC
Linum trigynum is the source of this 3789-nucleotide messenger RNA. The record is from the annotation of a GenBank genome assembly. NCBI's taxonomy places the organism in Eukaryota, Viridiplantae, Streptophyta, Magnoliopsida, Malpighiales, Linaceae.